Molecule: messenger RNA, 2391 nt
Organism: Daphnia pulex (common water flea)
Lineage: Eukaryota; Metazoa; Arthropoda; Branchiopoda; Diplostraca; Daphniidae
Exons: 3
Coding region: 1-2391 (796 amino acids)
Biological process (GO): proteolysis
Molecular function (GO): aspartic-type endopeptidase activity
Source: RefSeq, a predicted model, not a curated record
AUGUGGCUAUGUUCCCGCGCUUCCGCGUAUCAGAACGCUUUCAGCAUUGCAGCCGAUCAAGUCAAUCCAACUUCGUCCAAACCGACUAAUCCUCGACGCCAAGCCCGGACCAAUCAGAGUUCAGCAAAGAUGGCAGGUGAACAUGAACAAGUUUCCUUCCCCUUCACUGGAAAACCGUUCUGUUUUAAAUGCGAGAAAGGACACAGAUUACCGGAUUAUGAAGAUUUCAAAUUACUCUCCGUCGGGGAGCGCCUUACCUUCUGCAUGCGCCAUCGUCUUUGCUUCAGUUGUUUCUCAACCAAACAUUCAGUUUACGAAUGUGACAGGCGAAAGCCGUGUAAACACUCUAGUUGCAGUUAUUACCAUCACCCGCUGUUACACCAUGCUGCCAAAGAAAAACCGCCGACAGAAACCGAAGAAAAGGCUCGACCUAUAACCGCAAGAAUCGGAGCCCCUCGACAAGUCACCAUGGGUAUGCUGCGUCUUCCAGUGAUGGCCGACGACGGAAGUUGGGUGUUAGCCAAUAUCUUCCUCGACGAAGGUAGCGAUUCAACUCUAAUGCGAAAUGCCUUCGCCACGGCCCUGAAACUCCGUGGCCCACGUCAGAUCUUAGCUGUGGACGGAGCUGGUGGAAUAAUCAACCGCUAUCCAUCGACCAGGGUCCAGUUUCAAGUUCGAGCUGCGGAGGGCAAUAUCUUCUCUCUAAAAGGAUCUACCAUGAAAACUGUAGCCAGCCCUACACCCAUCACCGACUGGAGCAAGGAGAAGUCUCAUUGGUCUCAUCUGAAAAACCUUCCGCUCGUCUUGAUCGGGCUAGAUCAUGCACACCUGCUGGCCGUCCGAGAUUCAAGAGUUGGUGAAGAAAAGGAACCCAUUGUCCAAGAGAAAACCAGGAGAUUGGAAGUCGGAUACGAAGUGCCGAUCAUAUGGCGAGAAGGAGAACCCGACUUGACCAACAAUCGUCCGAUGGCCGAAAAUAGAUUCCGUAGCAUGUUGAAUCGAUCCAAACGUCAGCCAGAAUUCGAAGAGGAUUACCGAGCAGCUGUCCGGAAAUACUUCGACAAAGGCUACGCUUCCCGUGUUCCUGAUCCAGCUACCACAAAAUACUUCCUAGCCCAUAUGGAGUUUACAAAGGAAAGAAGCUACGUGUGUGGCCCAGCUCUUCAACCAUCUUUGGCGGCCGUCAUCACUCUUUUCCGAGAGGGAGCCGUUGCCUGGGCGUCCGAUAUCGAAGCCAUGUUCAGCCGCUUCCGGCUUUCCAUCGAAGACCGGGAUUAUUUGUGUUUCCUAUGGCAGGAGAAAGACGACAUCGAACCAAUUGUUUGUCGGAUGGACCGACUUCCUUUCGGAGCCAGCUGCUCCCCAUUCGUGGCCAUUUAUGGAGUGCGCCGCAUCCUGAAGGACACCGGAGCACCAGACAAGGUGGUUCGUGCCGUCGAGGAGAAAAUGUAUGUAGACGACUAUUUAGGAUCCGCAACAUCCGUUACGGAAGCAGUUGAAGAAGCCGUCACAGUCAAGAACUCCUUGUCUGCUGCCGAUCUCAAUCUUCAAGGAUGGAUCUCAAAUUCGCCGGAAUUUUUACUGGAGGUGUCGAAGACCGAUCGGCCGGUAACAGCUACACCUUCCGCUCAUCCGCUCACCAGUGAGAGCACAGAAAAGGUUCUUGGCGUCGUCUGGGACACCAAUUCUGACACUUUAGGAUUCCGACAAGGUACCGGUGUGUUUGACCCGCUUGGAACGGCUUCGCCGUUGAUCGUCAAGGCCAAGAUUCGUCUAAGAGCAUUGGGCCUCAAGGGACUCGACUGGAGCGACGAAAUUACCGGUGACGACGAGAUUUGGUGGCGUAGCUGGUUCAUCGCUUUGGAACAACUUAACACAUUGAAGAUGCCGCGAUGCUUAUUUCCGGAAGAAUACCAAAUCAUCGAUGCCGAACUGCACAACUUUUGUGAUGCUUCGGAAGAGGCCUAUGCUGCAGUGAUUUAUCUUCGUGUCCAAUACUCCGACGGUCACGUUUUGGUUCGACAGGUACGAGCAGCAAACAAGCUCGCGCCGAUGAAGACGAUUUCCAUCCCCAAACUCGAGCUCAACGCAGCCCUGUUGGGCGCUCGCCUCCUACGGACCGUUCACUCAACCCUCAAAUCGAAAAUCCAGAGACGGAAGCUUUGGACAGAUAGCAGCACCGUCCGAAACUGGAUUCGGGCCACGGCGGCCUAUUAUCAAAUAAUUGUUAGCAAUCGGAUAGGCGAGAUCCAGACCAUCACCCAGCCUGAAGAAUGGCGAUUUAUUCCAGGAAAAUUAAAUCCAGCGGAUCUGGCUACCCGCUCCUCCCUGGACGAACAGCCCAUCCCACCUGUUUGGUUGAAUGGGCCGGUCUUUUUACUUCAGUCUUAA